Messenger RNA from Pomacea canaliculata, 2452 nucleotides. RefSeq names its product neurofilament heavy polypeptide-like. Lineage: Eukaryota; Metazoa; Mollusca; Gastropoda; Architaenioglossa; Ampullariidae. Bases 420 to 2306 code for a protein of 628 amino acids. The record is from RefSeq and is a predicted model, not a curated record. The transcript has 14 exons.
CCGCGCUUUCUACAAACAGCCACCCGCUUUCAUCGCCCGUGACUGCACGAACUUUUUGUUUUUUUCUGAUAAGACGGACUUUGCCAGCAGGGACGAUCAGGAAACCUGAGAAUAUUCGUGUUCAUUACGAACAGCACAAUGGAAACGGUCAUUUUCUUGACAACAUUUAAAUUGUGUUAAAUAGACAAACCACGCGUGGAACUAAGCAGUCUUGUGGCCUUCAGUUUUGUGUGUCAAGGGAUGUGACCUUCGUGCUCGGGGCACGUUGUUCUUUCACCAUCUUGACUGAAAAAUCUGCCUGUCCGAGUUCUUGUUGACUACAUUGACUACAUACAAGGCCAGAAAUGAGCUGAGCACCAGAACAAUUAGCUUCUGGAAGCGACUGGCGACCAGCAGACCAGCAGACCAUCCAUGACGUCAUGGCCCUGGAGGGUCUGCAGGAGGAGCUGGAGUUUCUCACCGGACGUUACGCCAUGCGCCGUCGACCCGUGCACGGUCACCUGUUCUCGAAGCCCACCUCGUCCAGGUCGCACAGACCCACGCUGGACGACAUCAGCAUCGCUGGCACCAAGAUGACUUUGCCCAAGCAGAAGUCCUUCCCCGCCUUUUGGCCGGAUGGCCUCCCGCACACGUCACCUCCACUGAGCUCCACCAGCGCUCGUUCGUCAUCUGAUGCCGAGCAACAAGUUUCUGCCCAUCAUUUCAUGAACUUCGUCAGCUCUCCACCACGUGUGAGGCAUCUCAUUGCAUCAAAAGAGGGUAAGUACACUAAGUACACACAGCCCGCCACCUGCAGCAGGUGUUCAUGCCAACGCUUUGAAGGUCACAUGCAUUCCUUUGAUCAUCGCCGACUUGUAAUGAAAGCUUUGAGGGGUUUGGACCGACGACACGAGGACGACGAUGUGGCCUACCUCGGGAGGUCGCACAGGGCCUACACAUCGCCCCUCCUCCACCCGCAAGACGCAUCCCACUCCAGAUCCCUCCACCUGCAGCUGCCACGGACAGUGAGUGGCUCACCGCGCCCUCUGCUGGCCGCACAGCUGCGAGAGGCGCCGGCGAUGGUGUGGGAGGAGGAGGAGGAGCUGGAGGAGUACGAGGAGGCUCAGGCCCAGGAGGUGUGUGUGCGGGAGAUGGUGAUCAGUGUUCAGCAGCCCGCCGCGGCACGUGACUCAGUGGGAGAAGCUGUCGUCGUUAGGACUCAACGCCAGUCGGACGACGCACCUGACGAGGAAGGCGAUGCGGCGUCGUCGCCACCGACAUCGCCAGAGGAGGACGUUUCAGAAGACAAAGCUCUCUGCCUGGCCCCUGAAACAAGGACCACUGGAACUGGUGCGGACAUGUUGUUAGUGCUAGUCCACCCGUGCUACGCACCCAGGGACAUGGUGGUUCCCUCUUCGCCGCACCCAGACCUACACCUGGACCUGAGGGCGAAGUCUGGCAGCCAGACAUACUACACACAUUUAGCCCCGCCCCUGCACCAGGAGGACCUCCAGGACGAUAAGCGAGAGGCGACGAAGAUGCCAGCACUUCCUAUUUCCCCCUCAUGCCUCCCUCCACUAGCCCAAGCCGAGGCCACUGUACAAAAACAAUCGAAAACUAAGCUGAAGACAGGAGCAAAAGCAAAGAGCAAAAGUACAGUACAGCCUAUAAACCAAGGAGACAAGCCCGCCACCAAGCCGACCAAAGCACAAGCAUCGCCAGAUAAGGCAGCCAAGCAGCCCGUGGCACUCAAACCACUUGCCAGGUCAACAAACCACUUGCCGGUCAAGACGACCAAACCUCUGAAGCAGGUCAUCUCGCCCAAAGCCAAAGCAGCUGAUCGCAGGGGCAAAAAGGCUGUUGCCAAGACGACAUCGAAGACCAUGGUGAUGGGAAAACUGAAGGAACACAGGCCUGCAUCAGAAGAGCCUGUAGACAAACCCAAGCCUCUGCCUAUCUCCUUGCCAGAAGACAUGGAGACUGGUACCGACACUCAGGUGUCACCGGAGCCACCCAAGUCGCGCUCACCCACCAGAAAAAAGGAGAAAGUGAUUGCACCACCACCCCAGCAGCUGACAGCCCUCCCUGACACUGUUGCCCCUCCUAAAGUUGUGGAGGUGGAACUCACCAAGCGAUCGUCGUGGAUAUUCGGUGAAAACGACGAUGACGACAAAGAGGAAAGAGAUGGCGAAAACCUCCACGAAAACCCAGAGGACCCCCCUGUGAAGGUGGACCUGCCGGACCUGCCCUCCACCCUGCCUGUGACAUCCCAGCGCGGAGCACGUGCAACCCUCGCGGCGGGCGCACCCUGUUCUGUGUGCCCAUAGCCGCCCUCACCUCCAAGCAGCGGUGGGGACGGAGGCAGCGGGACACCUCCCUGCAGGAGGAGGAGGAACGAGCCCGCCUGGGCGAGGAGCGACGCCGCCGCCACCAGAAUGUUCUGGACAGGCGCAAGGCUCACGCCAGGCUCGGG